UAUUCAAAGUGGCGAAGUCAGAGUCGAAGUUAGUGUUAGUGGGAGACGGAGAGGGCGAUGGAUGUUGCUCCUGCUCUGGCAUGAGAAUUGGUGACCUCGGUGGAGCUAUCAUUGAAGCUGCCAAGCUGACGAGGACCUGGUUCUGCCAGAGGCCAGGCUACGGCUUCUCUCAAAAAGUAGACGAGGAGGAAGGCAGCGGCAGCGUGGCUCUCCAUCCGCCAGACGGGUUCUACUCCCACCAGCACUCCAUCCACAGCGGGCACCAUGGCCACCACGCGGAGCCCGACCGGGGCUACAUGGAGGGCAACAGAUACGUCACUGCUGUGCACAGGCCCAUGCCUGCCUUAAACCAUUCGAACUCGUCAUGCUCGUCCGCGUCGAACGCUUCGACCGGCGCCGGGCUGUGCGCGGGCGCCGCCGAGCCAGCGCCUCCGCUGUACAUCGCCGCGCCCCCAGAGGGCUUCGGCCACGCCGUCCACAACAGGCGUGGCACAGACGUGUCCAUCAUUGGAUCUACAGGGAUAACGCAAAAAGAUCCCAGUUUAUCCCAAAAAAGGGGUAAAUUGACCAGAGGUCGUUAUGAAAUGUCACAAGACCUGCUCGACAAGCAAGUUGAAAUAUUAGAGAGAAGAUACGGCGGUCUCCGCGCCCGGCGCGCGGCUGUGACCAUACAGAGAGCGUUUAGGAGACGACAGCUCUUGAAGAAGUUCAGUGCCAUCACGGCGAUGGCGAAGGCUGCUGAUUCCACGGCCAGGAGAAUGCAGGACGGGCCGGAUCAUGGUCAACUAGUCAAUGGAAACGACAUAUACGCAAACGCGCUGAUACAGAAGAGCCCGGGCGGCGCCGAGAAAGUGCUGGCCCUAACCAGGCCCAUGCGUUCCAUGUCGCUGCGAGAACGACACGACAUAGAUAUGAGUAAUCACCUACAAUGCGAAAGCCAGGACGUUGACGCGAUGGUGGCCAGAGUACAGCAGUCCGCACACCAGAUACACAUGCUGGCGACAGACAUGCCGCAGCAUCACAGGGGCGACACCGACAGCGGGGUGUGCAGUUGCUCCGUGAGCGGGUCGGUGACGAACAUAUCGACGUCCUCCUCGCACAAUGAAUCUCUACACAACCACCAGUUGUUAAACAAUACAGGUCCCAUUUACGGCAACCUUCUGUCCUCGGGCGGGAAACCGCUUUCCUCGCCGACGGCGAGACAGCAGCAACAACUGGCGGCCAUACAAGCAGCAAACGCACGUCGACUGCCACCUGACGUACCCAAACGCACUUGCAGCAUCACACUCAAUGCCGAAAGCCCAGUUUCCCUCCGGCGCGCCGAAUGCGGCGCCAACGUCGUCCGUGGCGGCUCCAUGUCGUCGGUGCAAUCAUCAUCAUCAUCCUCCUCGCAGGAGCAUCGACACCACUACCACCAGCCGUACCAGCCUAGGGCUCCUGAGCCGCACGUGCAUAUCCAAGAGCAACACUUCCAACAGCACCAGCGCACAGCAUCAGGCACUCUGUACGAGCCGGUGAACAGCUACGGAGUAUGGAAGAGACAGGACGCGCCGCCAUACUACGAAGCACCACAGCAGUGCUGUCGCCCCGUGCAUGACACACAUAAACAUUCUCACAACCCCUUUCUCCAGGUUUCGGAAACGGUCCGCAAGCGCCAAUACCGCGUGGGCCUCAACCUCUUCAACAAGAAGCCCGAGCGAGGCAUCGCUUACCUCAUCUCCCGCGGAUUUUUGGAAAAUUCCCCGCGCGGCGUCGCAAGAUUCCUCAUUACUAGGAAAGGCUUGAGCAAGCAGAUGAUCGGGGAAUAUCUUGGGAAUCUGCAGAACCAGUUUAACAUGGCUGUGCUAGAAUGCUUCGUGAACGAGCUGGAUCUCUCCGGCAUGGCAGUAGACGUGGCGCUCCGCCGCUACCAGGCACAUUUCCGGCUGCCCGGCGAGGCGCAGAAGAUCGAAAGGCUGGUCGAGGCAUUUGCGAGACGCUACUGCGUCUGCAAUACCGACUUUGUGCAGCGACUGCGGACGCAGGAUACGAUCUUCGUGCUAGCCUUCGCAAUAAUCAUGCUGAACACCGAUCUGCACACUCCCAACCUGAAGCCAGAAGCUCGGAUGUCACUCGACGACUUCGUUCGGAACCUACGAGGCAUCGACGAUUGCGGUGACAUCGACCGUGAUAUGCUUGCUGGGAUAUAUGAGAGAGUGAAGUCUAGUGAAUUCAGACCAGGCAGCGAUCACGUCACGCAGGUGAUGAAGGUGCAGGCCACCAUAGUUGGCAAGAAACCGCAUUUGGCGUUGCCGCACCGUCGGCUCGUGUGUUACUGCCGGCUGUACGAGAUACCGGACAUACAUAAGAAGGAGCGUCCGGGCGUGCACCAAAGAGAGGUGUUCCUGUUUAACGACCUGCUGGUGAUAACUAAGAUCUUCAGCAAGAAGAAGUCCUCGGUGACGUACACCUUCCGCCAAUCCUUCCCUCUGUGCGGCAUGAACGUCAAUCUCUUCUCCGUGCCACACUAUCCCUUCGGCAUCCGUCUCUCCCGGCGCGUGGACGGGCGGCGCCUGGCCACGUUCAACGCGCGCAACGAGCACGACCGCUGCAAGUUCGCCGAGGACCUGCGCGAGAGUGUGGCCGAGAUGGACGACAUGGAGGCCAUGCGGAUCGAGGGGGAGCUGAACCGCGGGAAGGGGAGGCAGGGGAAUAAUAAUAGACAAGUGAUGGAAAACAGAGACAGCGGCGUAGCUGACGUCGAAAUUGAUCAUCAACAAUGCAUGGACCAUGUUCAUGUGCACGGCGUGGCGGUGCCGCCGCCGCCGUCGUGCCCGGCGCCGGCGGCCCCGGCGCGCGGCGCGCACCCGCCGCCCACCAGCAUCAUCAAGCGCAACGUGCUCUCCAACUCGCUCGUCGACAUCAACGACCCAGUGGCAAUGGCAGCAGAGCGGCUGCAGAGGCGCGGUUCCGUGGGCUCCCUAGAUUCAGGCAUGUCGGUGUCGUUCCAACACGGGUCCCGUACUGCCCUGCACGCCACCUCGCCUCGGCAUCCCCCCGACCAGCGCUCGCCAGGGCGUCUUUUCAGCGGAAUAUUCCCCAGCCGAACUCGGAAACUGAGCGCUUCGGGCGUCCUCGACAAGUCAGGACACGUCGGCAAGAGCACCGAGGUGUAAGCCAAUCAGCGAGCACCGAGGUGACCGAGGUAGCCAAUCACGGCGCCGCGCGCCGACCCUUCAUUUCGAAUUUGGAACUCUCUCCAUUGAUUGGUUCAUAUUAAAUUUCGAAUGCAUUCCAAAUCGUUUGCGUUUCAGAACGUAACAUAGUUUGGAUGAUAUUUUUUUCUUAGUGCCAUCUUCUUUUUUAAUUGGGAUGAUAGAAGUCGCUGGGUCACUUUAAACCAGGGUAAAAGGUUAAGGGACUUUAAAGGGUAGGGGAUUUCGAAGUGCCAACGUAAUGGACGGCCACUCGAAUUUAUUUUUGGAAUAAAAAUACGAUAUUUAAACCUAAUUUGACAAUAUAAGUAUAUGCAACGAUUGUCAGACUAGCAUGACACAUUAACAUUUUCUUGCAGUGACAAUUACAGGAGAUAAAACAUGAUUUUACAUAACGUCGGGUGACAAGCAAAAGUCACUAAGUACUAUCAAAAAAUUCAAGUAACAAUGCACUUUAUUACACUUGCAACACGGUUUAUUGUCCAAUAAUUUCAAUGGUGAUGUUAGUUAGUGACGUCAAAUCAUGGGAUUAGUUGUCAAGCGGACCCCAGGCUCCCAUGAGCCGUGGCGAAAUGCCGGGGAUAACGCGAGGAAGAAGGAAGGUGUUAGUUAGUGACUUUUGCUUGUCACUCGACGAUAUAGAAUUCACGGAUUUGGAAUAUUUACCUACAUUUUGGAAGUGUGCUGGAACUAUCGAAAGUAUAUGGGUCCAUGUUUCGCAUGUAGUGUGUUUGUUUUUAGAUGUUGGUAACAUUGGUGUAUGUUUUUUAUCAUACUGGUUUGUUAAAAAAAUCUUUUUUAACUUACCAGGAUGAUAUAUGUUGAAAUGUAGACGUUUUUGAAUAUUUGAUGUAAAUGAGAGAACUAACAAUAUACUCUGUAUCUUUAGCAUUGACUUUUCAGUCAAAUUUGACGUAAACGAAUAUACGCAUAUUGACAUUAUCAUAUUUUUCAAUACAUGUUACCAUUCAGAAAGUAUUAAGAUUACUUUAAAGAUUUUUAACGUAGCAAUCUUAAUAUGGAAUCUUUUUCUUUAGAAUAAUUGUACAUACGUUCGGAAUAGACAAUGCAAUAGCAAUGUGUAGUUUCACAUAAGGCCAACCGGGGUAAGUACGUCACUUAGGUAAAAACCUCUUUUUGAAGAUUUCUUCUAAACGGAGCAUUUUAGAAGUAUUGCAGCCCUCCCUGUUCGCAGUAUGGUAACUGAACUUUUAAUGCAGAUACUGAUGUAGUGCAUAAAUAUUUUUCUUCGUAUUUUCCCGGAAACAUACGUACGUGUCUUGCUAUUUCAGUCAGUCUCGGUACAAAAAGUACUGACAUUGACUGAACUAGCAUGGCAAAUACGAACGUUUCCGAGAAAAUACGAAGGAGAACAAUUACGAGUAUACACUACUUCUGUAGCUAAAAUAGUUAUAAUAUGUUGCAUUUCGAAGAUAUCGUCAAAAGACGCAUUUAUCACAAGAGACGCAUUUACCCCGAUGGACCGUACAAUUUAUUUGUGCACGAAAAGCAAUAACAUUAGAAACAUCACAGUUUAAACAGAAUUAUAUUUAUAGUUACAAAAUACGAAUUUAUUAACUAUUGUUGAUGAAUUUUAGCGUUUAUAGGUAAUCUGAGAAAAUUUCUAAAAAAUAUAAUAAAAGUACCGAUUGUCCGUUUAAAAAACUAUUCUGACUAGUCUCUAAAUGCAUUUCGAUUAGGGAAUGAAAACCGAUUUUUAAUCGUAUGGGAAAACCGGUUAUAACUGAAAUUUCAUACACACAAAAACCGGUUUACAUUCCCUAACUUUGAUCGAGUGUCCAUAAUAAAGCUAUUUAAAAAUUAUUAUAUACCCAUUUAGGUAAAUAAGGGUUUAAAUAUAAAGAAUUCUUCCAAACGUAGAUAUUUCGAUUGUUUUUGUGAAUGUACAACCUAAAGGCUGCUUUUCAAUUUCAUACUUGCAAGACCUGUUGUUACCUAUUCCUUGGAUUUUACCAUUAAAUAUAACCUAUUAUAUUUAAGUAACCAAUUUAAAUAAAUAAUUAACGAACGGCCGGUCUUUAGUAUAAAGAAAAUGUGGUCACUUUUAAAUGUCUCUCUUAGAUUUACCUACCGUUAUGCAGCAAUUUACUGGUUGAAAAGAAAUGAACUGCUUGUGAUUCGUACUAAACUAAAAUAUACAAUUUAUUUCAUAAACUUAGGGCCAGAGCACAUCGGCUCCGUGUGCGUAGUAUUGAAGUGUCCGUGCUCUAAAAUAUUGGAGCCUUGCUCGCACACGUCACGCAAGCGGUGUGCCGUCGCUCAUAAAGAUCUGUAUAUUCUAUGCACACGCAUAGACCGGUGUGUACAGGCCUUUACGUGAUAGAAUCAAGCAAUAAAAAAUUCAAUGUACUUAGGUGUUAUUUGAUAGUGGAAAUCUGUGUCAUCCUAUAGGUACAGAUGGGUUACCUAAGGCCUGUUAGCGGUUUUUCCUAUAAUUGAGUCGCUUAACUUCAAACUCGGGUAUAUCCAUCUGUCAGAUUAUGCGAUUUUGGUAUUAAGAAAAGGUAAUAGGGUAGCUAUUUGCUGGGAGGGUCGAAUGGAUUUACCCGGUUUGAAGUUAAGCGACACAAUUAUGUGUGCACCGGCUUGUGUGUGUGUACGUGACGCGUGCGCUAAAAUGUUAGAGCCGCACACGUCACGCAAGUGGUGUGCCGUCUCUCAUAAUGAUCUGUAUACUACAACGCCUCACGCGCACGUCUCGCACACGCAGGCGGUGUGCACAGGCCUUAAAGAUGCUCCAAUAAAAAUGCAACACUUCACGACAUAAGCGCUAAUAACCUCGAGGUCCUUUUUUAUACCAAAGGUCAAAAGUACUCGUAUCAAUAGAGUCAGGAUUCCUGAGCUGAUCUAAAAGAGGUUCUUCCUAAUUAUAUGAGUGUGUAUUAAAACGGACCGGCCAAAAUACCUAAAUGUUAUAAAACUAACUAAGCCACUGUUGACUUUGUAAUGGUUAGUAGAGUCGUUUCUACUGUUUGAUACGCUAGAUAGGAGGGGGUAAACAAAUUGAGAUUUUAGCAAAAUACUAAAAUCAGUCUUGCCAACUUGGUAUAAAUGAUGCCAGAUCUGGCAUAUUUUCACUCGCUUUGGCACCAAAAUUUUCCAUUUAGCAUCUGGCAUAUUUUUUAGCAUAAUUUAGUCUAAGCCAAGUUUGCACCAACUUGGCAGCAACAAUAUGCGCCAUCGCCUUAUUAUGUUGUUCAUAUUUUCAUAUGAAUUUUGACUUUUGUGGACGGAUGGACGUUGACGGUCUAUAUAAAGUUGAUCAAGCAGAUCUUGUCAGUAGAAAAAGGCGGCUAAUUUGAAAAAAAAUUGUAUGAAGUGUCUAAUUUCAAGUGACAUUUUUAGCUAUUUUUUUGGCAUAUUUCAGAAAUCUUUGGCAUAAUUUUGGCAUUAGACUAGCAUUUUUUCUAAAUCCGAGUUGGCAACUCUGACUAAAAUGUGGAACGAUUUUUAGUUACUACUAAAAAUGGUGGAAUGUGUUAUAGGCUGGACGUACUUCAUUUUCCUCACAUAUUAUGUCAAAUCUUAUAGAAAUAUCGAGAAUAAACAUCAAAUUUAGGUAAUAUUGUCUUCGGUUACCGCGAGUAAUUAUACUCGUGAAAUAAAACUAUGGAUUUGAAUUAUAUCGCGUAUAAUGAAUUUAUUACACAUUCAUUAUAUGUACACGAUACUAUCCAAUUCCAUAGUUAUAUUUCAUCAAAUUUAGGUGUUUCAGUAUACCUUAAAGUCUUUAGAAACAUGUUCAUUCAGAUAUAUUGAUUAUUGAUUAUUUCCAAUUCGAAAUAAGUCGAUGAACUACAAAUUCCACUUAAUAUAUCAUAUGCAAUAUAAUGUUUUUCGAUUAUCAUUGACGUGUUGUGAAUGUUUCAGAAAAUUUACAAAAAAAGAGUUCAUGACAAGUUAUUGUGUAAAUUUCAUUUUGCAAUAUCCCCCUAAGGCCCAAGGUCCUACCUAUAGUACUUAUUCAGUUCGAUGAAAUUUAAACCAUAUUCAAUUGGAACAGAGUUGCAUUUCUUUUGCUUCGAUAAAAUUUUCAAACAAAUAGAAAUCAACUCUAAUCUCUGCACUAUAGGUUCAAAUUUCAUUGGCAAAUUUUGAGUUUUGCAUUUGUAUGGCUGGGCCUAAGGACGAUAGUUAUUACAAGAUUACAUAACAGUAAACCAAGGACAGUACACGACUGGUGGUCGUGGAGAUCCCUGGGGGAAACCUUAGUCAUCCUUCUCAUGAUGUGAUUAAAAUACAAACAUUUAAGAACUCUUUUUAUAUUGUAUCUCAUUUAAUGUUACCCAUUGGUAUGAAGUUUUGUAUAAAAUCUCACGAGCGAAUGUAUGUAAUUUAGAUAUAAAAAAAAAACAAAUGUAAUGCAUGACAACUGAAAGGAAUUGAUGAAGAGUUUCUUCAUUCGUGUAAUUUUUCCUUUUGCUAAUACGUUUACAGAUUUUUUGAUUAGACUAGGAGGUUUUAAUUGUUUUUGUUAUUUUUUUGUUGUUUUGAAAGUAUUGUUUUUAUUUUCUUAAUCUUAUAAUGAUUCUUUGACAUGUUUUUAUUUGGGUAUGGUCGCUAUACGAUCAGGAUCCUUACGAGUAAACGUAUUAAUAAAAGGAGCAUGUUAUGCUUAAACUUAACAAUUUAAUAUUAAAAUUGACAUUUAAAUCGUAUUCGUAAAGUUUCACAGUGAGACAAGAAUUUUGAGCGUUUGUGGACGUAUUUCAAGCGAAAUGCGUUUUUCCAUAGGUUUGUAGUCGAUUUUGAUUUAAUUGAUAUGUAUUCUAAGUGCCGACACAAACUAUGAUAGCAAAUACUUUUCGACGCCGUGUCAAACACAAAAGCUGUCAUUCGGACGCCCGUCACCGAAGUGUCAAAACUGAAAUAUUUAUUUUAUUUAGAAAUUUAAUUCAGGCAACAAGGCCCAUAUUACAAAUACCUUACAGACUAACAUACAUAAUGUAUUGAACAUACAUAAUGUAUUAAAUAUAUUAAAUAUAUUGAACUUUAUGCAUAUGCACCUAGGUCUGUGUUGCUCUGUGGUCGGUGGCGGAUUUAUCAGUCUUUGGCGUUGGACCUACGGUUAUAUCGGUCAUUGGCAUCCAAAAGGUUAACUCAUCUAACAAAAUUACUUAUUAUUAUUUCAAAGGCGCGUUAUUUGCUUGAUUUAGAUUAAAUCUACUGGCAUAUAUUUUGUUUAUACACGGUGUAACAUGAGGAAACCGAAUAAUUUUAACCACGCAUUUCUGAGGUCAAAAGAAGUAAAAAAUGUAAUGAGUUUAGGUCAAUUUCGCCAAAAAAUAUUUUUUUUUGUUUUGUUUUUUUUUUUCAAUUUUUUGAAUGUAUUUGUACAUAAAAAAUAAAUGUUAUUGGUAAACUUGUCACUUAAAAUUGAUUUUUACAUUUUUUUUUCGUAGAACCUACUUUUUGCAAAGUGUUACUUGUCACUUUUUGUCAUCUAUCAAUAAGGAUAUUUAGACUACGUCCCAUAGCAGCAACACCACCAUCAAAAAGGCCUUUUACACUAAGUAAUAAUAAAAACUUGUUUUUUUUUAAAAAAUUAAUAAUAUCUCUGAAACUAGGCGAAUUUCAAAAAAGUUUUUGUCUCUAAAUAUGAUCAGGAAUACGCUGUUAAAAUUAUUCGGUUUACUCAUGUUACACCGUGUAUAGCGGAAAAAACGGUUAUCUCAGCGCUAAUACACCUAAAAGCAGUUUCUUUCUUUUCUUAUUGUUUGCACUUAGAAAACAUCGUCAAUAAUUAGUAGAAGAGUUGGAUGACUCCUGUAAAUUUCGCUUGACGCCAAAGAUGUAAUAUUCUUGUGUUCACCCUGUACUUGAAAAAUAAUAUAGAAUUACUUCCCAGUCUGUGGUUUACCAUUAUUUUUUACACAGAUAGUCUCAUAAUAUUAUUUUAGUUUAUUAGCUUUAGUUUUUUUUCUGUAAUAUAGAACUCACUAACUUAUUACUUAAUCUGUAUGUAUAUUGAAGAGUACACCUAAUAUAUAUCCUUUAGUUAUAAUGUGUUAUAUAUAGCUAGUAUAAGGGCGCGUACUGCGCGAUUUAUUAUGUUGUAUGAUAUGUUGUUGAGAGUUGAUACCUACAACUAAGUCACUUACAAUAGUUUUAUUUAAAAAAUGAAAAUGUAUUUAUUUAUUAAAUAUGAAUUAACAUUCAUGAGAAA
Molecule: messenger RNA, 9381 nt
Organism: Cydia fagiglandana
Lineage: Eukaryota; Metazoa; Arthropoda; Insecta; Lepidoptera; Tortricidae
Gene: siz
Product: IQ motif and SEC7 domain-containing protein 1
Exons: 22
Coding region: 81-3155 (1024 amino acids)
Biological process (GO): regulation of ARF protein signal transduction; actin cytoskeleton organization
Molecular function (GO): guanyl-nucleotide exchange factor activity
Source: RefSeq, a predicted model, not a curated record